Oldenlandia corymbosa var. corymbosa is the source of this 1704-nucleotide messenger RNA. The record is from the annotation of a GenBank genome assembly. NCBI's taxonomy places the organism in Eukaryota, Viridiplantae, Streptophyta, Magnoliopsida, Gentianales, Rubiaceae.
AUGGGCACUCUACAGACUUGGAGGAAGGCCUACGGUGCACUCAAAGACACCACCAAAGUUGGACUCGCCCAUGUCAACAGCGAUUUCAAGGAUUUGGAUGUUGCGAUUGUGAAGGCUACAAAUCAUGUGGAGUGUCCACCCAAAGAAAGACACCUUAGAAAAAUUCUGCUUGCCACAUCUGCCGUCCGGCCUCGGGCUGAUGUUGCAUACUGCAUACAUGUCCUCUCUAGACGAUUAGCAAAGACGCACAAUUGGACGGUCGCGUUGAAGACACUAAUUGUUAUUCAUAGAACAUUGAGGGAAGGUGAUCCCACUUUUAGAGAAGAACUCUUGAAUUUCCAACAGAGAGGACGUGUUCUUCAAAUGUCUAAUUUUAAGGAUGACUCCAGCCCUAUUGCUUGGGAUUGCUCUGGUUGGGUUCGUUGUUAUGCUCUGUUUUUGGAAGAACGGCUUGAAUGCUUUAGGAUUCUGAAGUAUGACAUUGAAGCUGAGCGUCUUCCUAAGCCUGCCCAAGGGCAAGAAAAGGGCUUCUGCAGAACUCGGGAUUUGGAUAGUGAAGAACUUCUCGAGCAAUUACCAGCUUUGCAGCAGCUACUCUAUCGUCUUAUUGGGUGUCGGCCUGAAGGAGCAGCUGUUCACAAUUACGUGAUACAAUAUGCUUUGGCACUGGUGCUGAAGGAGAGCUUCAAAAUAUAUUGUGCCAUAAAUGAUGGGAUUAUUAAUCUUGUUGACAAGUUUUUUGAGAUGCCUAGACAUGAAGCCAUUAAGGCCCUUGAUGUGUAUAAAAGAGCUGGUCAGCAGGCCACAAGCCUCUCUGACUUUUAUGAAGUUUGCAAAGGGUUGGAAAUGGCGAGGAAUUUCCAGUUUCCUGUGCUGCGAGAGCCUCCGCAAUCCUUUCUUGUAACCAUGGAAGAAUACAUAAGAGAAGCGCCUAGGAUGGUCUCUGUUCCAAGAGAAACUUUGGAAUAUCCAGAAAGGCUUAUGUUGACUUAUAAACCAGAAGAAGAAGAUCCUUCAGCUUUUGAAGAGCCCGCAGUUACAGUUGAUGAACCCAAACCAGUGCCAUCAGAUGAUGCUACAGUCUCAACUGCUGAGGUUGCUACCCCGCCUCAACCAUCUGGAACCAACUUUGAGACGGAUGAUCUACUGGGAUUAAAUUCCAUUUCACCAGAUGCAGCAGCUAUUGAGGACAGUAAUGCACUGGCUUUAGCCAUAGUUCCGUCUGGUGCCACGCCUUUUGACAAUGGUGCUGCUCCAGCAAGGGACUUCGAUCCAACAGGGUGGGAACUAGCCCUAGUGAGUACUCCAAGCAGCAACUUAUCCUCCACACAGGAAAGGGAGUUGGCUGGUGGAUUGGAUACGCUCACUCUGAAUAGUUUGUAUGAUGAUGGAGCAUAUAGAGCCUCCCAGCAGCCUAUGUAUGGAGUUCCUGCCCCGAAUCCGUUUGCAGCACAUGAUCCGUUUGCUGUAUCAAACACUGUUCCUCCUCCUCAUGCAGUUCAAAUGAGCGCUUUGCCUCAAGCUCAGACAAAUCCUUUUGGUCCCUUCCAACCUGCAUAUCCACAACCGCAGCCGCCGCAACCAUAUAUGUAUAGCCAACAGAAUCCCUUUGGGGAUUCAGGCUUUACAGCCUUUCCUGUCAACCCUGUUGGCCACCCUCAGCCACAAGCAACCAAUCCAUUUGGAAGCACAGGGCUUAUAUAA